GAAUCCUGGAGUUCUUCCAUCACCAGCUCAAGGAUAUAAUUGAAUAUGCUGAGCUGAAGACAGACGUCUUCCAGAGUUUAAGGGAGGUGGGAAACGCCAUCCUCUUCUGCCUGCUCAUUGAGCAAGCUUUGUCCCAGGAGGAGGUGUGUGACCUGCUCCAUGCCGCCCCCUUCCAGAACAUUCUGCCCAGAGUCUACAUCAAAGAGGGAGAGCGUCUGGAGGUGAGGAUGAAGAGGCUGGAAGCAAAGUACGCCCCUCUUCACCUCGUGCCUCUGAUCGAGAGGUUGGGAACCCCACAACAAAUUGCCAUUGCCCGGGAGGGGGACCUGCUGACCAAAGAGCGUCUGUGCUGCGGCCUUUCCAUGUUUGAGGUCAUUCUAACACGCAUCCGCAGCUUCCUGCAYGACGGGGUGUGGCGUGGACCUCCGCCCACUAACGGGGUGAUGCACGUUGACGAGUGCAUGGAGUUCCACCGCCUGUGGAGCGCCAUGCAGUUUGUCUACUGCAUUCCUGUAGGAACACACGAGUUCACAGCAGAGCAGUGUUUUGGAGAUGGGCUGAACUGGGCGGGCUGUGCCAUCAUCGUGCUGCUCGGACAGCAGCGUCGCUUCGACCUCUUUGACUUUUGCUACCACCUGCUCAAAGUGCAACGGCAGGACGGCAAGGACGAGAUCAUCAAAAAUGUGCCACUGAAGAAAAUGGCAGACCGCAUCAGGAAGUACCAGAUCCUCAACAAUGAGAUAUUUGCCAUCCUCAAUAAGUACAUGAAGGCAGUGGAGACAGACAGUUCCACUGUGGAGCAUGUGCGCUGUUUCCAGCCUCCUAUACACCAAUCCCUUGCUACGACUUGCUGAAACAAAGCCUUGACAGUGUACACACACACACACACACACACACACA
This is a messenger RNA of Austrofundulus limnaeus, 900 nucleotides long. RefSeq names its product cytoplasmic FMR1-interacting protein 2. NCBI's taxonomy places the organism in Eukaryota, Metazoa, Chordata, Actinopteri, Cyprinodontiformes, Rivulidae. Gene Ontology annotation, molecular function: small GTPase binding. The record is from RefSeq and is a predicted model, not a curated record. Gene Ontology annotation, biological process: regulation of actin filament polymerization.